Colletotrichum spaethianum is the source of this 2529-nucleotide messenger RNA. RefSeq lists its product as uncharacterized. Bases 1 to 2529 code for a protein of 842 amino acids. Lineage: Eukaryota; Fungi; Ascomycota; Sordariomycetes; Glomerellales; Glomerellaceae. The record is from RefSeq and is a predicted model, not a curated record. The transcript is spliced from 3 exons.
AUGGCUGGAGUCUACAGAGAGUCGACCCGGGUUUACCGGGAGCCGACCGACUACUCAUCCGAUGAAGACCGAUACAAGUCCACUACUGUCCGCCGUUACAAAGUAGGAGGACCCAGGCGCGUUGACACGGUCGAGCGCACAGAGCGAGUCGAAAUUGAUGACGACGACCGCCGAUCCCGAUAUUCAGGCUACCCGCUGCGCAACUCCGGCGAAUAUGGCUAUGCCCCCGAGCGUCCACGCUCCGCAUAUGAGUCUCGGACCCAGGUUGUCGAGCGCCAGGUAGUUGAGCGCGAGCGUGAGCGCGAUGUCGUUGACCCCUAUAGAGGCGAGGCUCGUAGUGUCGUCUCGCAAAUCAACUACGAGCGUGAGCGUGAGCGUGGACGCUUCGACGACAACCGUUUCGACGAUGUCCGCAGUGUUGCCGACAACCGAAGUGUCAUUGAGGUUGAACGUGAACGCGAGCGCGAGCGAGUCGACUGGGACCGCCGCUCCAGAGGAUCCUGGGAUCAUCACCACCAUCACCACCACGAGCCCGAGACAGAAGUCCGCGUCGACAAGCGUGUAGAGCGCCGCGAGGACGGUGACGUCAAGGUUGAGAAGCGUGUCGAGGAAUACCGAGACGAUCAUGGUGGAGCAGAAGUCGAGAGAUACCGCAAGGAGACCGAAUACUACUCUCCUAUCAGCCCCCCGCCUAUUCCCCAGCCUGUCAUUAUCCGCCAACAGGCACCCGAACCCCAGAAGAUCAUCGUUCAGGAGGCGCCCGCACCCGCUCCCAUUAUUGUCCCUCGUCAAGACCCUGGCAUCGUCGUUUUGAGAGAGCGUGAGGCUCCUCGCGAAAUGGUCCGUCGCGAGCCUCGCGAGGAUGAGUACUACUACCGCCGGGAGACCAAAGACGUCGGUCCCUACCGCCGGGACGAACGUGAGUAUCAUUAUGACCGCCGAGGACGUGGCCGGGACUACAUCAGCGACGAUGAAGACUACUACAUGAAGCGAACCGUCAUCCGCCGGAACAGGAGCUCCAGCUCUGACCACCACCACAAGCGCCAUCUUGCGGAAGGAGCUCUUGCCGGUGCCGGCAUUGCAGCGCUCGCUGCAAGCCGGAGAGACAGCCGUGGCGAAAUAGCCUCCAACCGCGGAAGCAAAGUGCUUGCAGGCGCUGCCAUCGGUGGUUUGGGCACGGAAAUCAUCCGACGAGCUCGUAGCGCAUAUGAAGAUACCUACCAUGACGAUCACUACAGGUCUCGUUCGAGAUCCCGCAGCCGCAGCUCUAGGAUCAAGACUGGCCUGGGCAUUGCCGCUGCUGCCCUCGCAGUAGCAGGUGCGGCCAAGUACUACCAGAGCGGCAAGAUCGAAAAGGAAGAACUGCGCCGUGGCCGGAGCAGAAACCGAGGUUACUCUGUCUCGAGCUACUCGGUGUCUAGGUCUCGCAGCCGUAGCCGCAAGAGCCGCAAGAGCCGGAGUCGGUCCGUUGCCAAGGCUGCAGCUGCAACAGCUGCCGCUGCUGGUCUGGUACAACACUUCCGCAACAAGUCCAAGUCCAGGAGCCGUUCGCGGUCCAAGUCUCGCAUCAGGACUGGAGCGGAGGUUGUUGCCGCUGGCUUAGCUGGAGGUGUGGCAAGUAAGAUUUAUAAGAACCGCAAGGAAAAGAAGGACCGUGAACUGGAUCGCGAACUGAGCGACCAGGAGUACGAGGAAGAAACCCGACGGGAACGGCGUGAACAUCGUCGGUCGCGCAGCAGGUCUCAGGCCCGCUCUGUAUAUUCCGAGCCGCGCAGCGCUGAUCCUGAGCUAGGCUUAGUUGAGUACGGGACUUCACCGCUGCCGACCGAUCCGCCGUACCCGCCUGAUGAUGGGUACGAGUCUGCAGCGAACGAGAGGCGACGCCGUCGACACCGACGUAUGUCGGGCGAUGAUUACGACGAACCCGAGCCAGCGAAGAAGAGGAGCAAGAGUCGGUUGAGAGACAUGGCAGCAGCAGCAGUGGGGACGGGGGCCGCUGCUAUCGGAAUUAAGCAGUAUCAGAAGAAGAAGGAGAAGGACGAGGACCGCAGGUCGAGGGAACGGAGCGCCAGAUCCCGCUCCAGAGAUAGGUCAAUCUCCCGUGACAGAGCCCACUCACGAGACCGGGCAUACAGCAGGGAACGAAGCACAGACCGACUGAGGAAUAGGGACCGUGAAAGGGACCGCAAGAGGUAUGAAGACACUGCUCGAGAUGAUGGGUACUACGACGACUACAGUCGUCCACCGUCGCCGCUUCAUGCAUCUGGCGGUUCUUACUAUCCGCCGCCGCCGGCCGCCUCUGCGGGCUUCACUCAGCAUCCCAACAUCUCGACUUCCAACUUGAGGGACCAGUACCCGCCGUACCCCCAAGAAUACCCUCCAGGGCCACCAAUGGGGCCUUCCCCGCCUAUGGCUACCGGAGGUGCUGGAGGCUACCCUCCCCCUCCGCCUUCGGGUGGUCCCCCGCCGGGAACGAGAUUCGGUCCUGACCAUCCAGCCGGUCUGGGCCGUGAGGGUGGGUUGAUCUAA